AUGGCAGCGCGUGGAGGUGUAAAUUCAAAGGGCGAAGCAGCACCUCAACCUGUCAAAGUUCAGCGAUAUUGGCCUGGAAAAGUUCCGGAAGGAGUAAAAGACUACUCUUCGGAUGAAGAAGAAGAAGACGAGCAAUUCGAAAGAGAAAGGGAAACCGAAAUUAUAACUAGUAUUGAAAAGGUAGAUAUAACGGAAAAAGAAGCAGCUUCAGAUCGAAGGCUAAGAAGGUUGAAAGAAGCCAAGGAAGCAGGAUCUUCAGAAGUAAUUGAUAGAAGACGGAGACAUUUUAAUGAUCAAGAACGCUUAAGAGAUCGUGUAUUAGAGCAACGAAAGCAAGAAGAAGAGAAAUUAAAAGCUAUAGAAGAAGCAGAAAAGGCUCAGGCUACUCAAACAGAAGAAGAGGGAAGUGAAAGUGAAGAAACGUCAGAGUAUGAAACUGAUUCAGAAGAAGAACAAACAUCAAGGAAAUUGUUAAAACCUGUAUUCAUCCCGAAAGCCCAUAGAGAAACAAUACUAGAAAAAGAAAGGAAGGAAAAAUUAGAAGAGGAGAUUGAAGCAAAGAAAUUGCAAGAAUUAGAAGAGAGGAAAAAAGAGUCACAUUCAAUGGUCGCUGAAGUGAUUCAAAAAGAAAUGCAAAAAACUGUCGACGAAGAAACUGGUGUUAAGGAAGUUGAUGAUACAGAUGGAUUGGAUGAACAGGCAGAAUACGAAGCCUGGAAAUUACGUGAACUGAAAAGAAUCAAGAGAGAUAAGGAAGAACGUGAAGCGAGAGAAAAAGAACGAGAAGAGAUUGAUCGGAGACGUAACAUGAGUGAAGAACAACGUUUAGUUGAAGAUAUGGAGCGUGUAAAAGAGCAACGUGAAAAAAAACCACACGGCCAAUAUAAAUUUCUGCAAAAAUAUUAUCACAAGGGUGCUUUCUAUUUGAAUCCAGAUGAUAAAAUAUUUAAACGCGACUAUACUGAAUCAACACCUGAUGAAGCAGCUCAUAAGGAACUAUUGCCCAGUUUUGCUUCGCACGCGAUGCCGGUUUCACAGACACCCACUUACCCAAUUAUGGCCAA
This is a messenger RNA of Dentiscutata heterogama, 1064 nucleotides long. NCBI's taxonomy places the organism in Eukaryota, Fungi, Glomeromycota, Glomeromycetes, Diversisporales, Gigasporaceae. The record is from the annotation of a GenBank genome assembly.